AACAAAUGUGCGAGUAUCCCAGUCUAAAUUCCUGCCCCAGUAAGAGUCAGUCUGAACAGGCUGAUACAUCUGGGUCACACCAAACUACAAAUAGAGUUCCGUGAGGGUUUCCACCAUGUUGGAGGCAUUAGCCUGUCUGGUGGGACACUGGAUCGAUACCAAGGGGGUCCUCCUGUUCCUCUUGGUUCUGUUGGUGACCAAGUACAUCCGUGAUCUGCCUUCUAAGAACUACCCACCAGGCCCCUUCCCCCUGCCUUUUGUUGGGAAUAUGCUGAAUAUCAGCAUCAAGGACCGCAUAGGCUCCUUUAAAAAGUUCGUAGAGACCUACGGGGAUGUGACUACACUAGACUUGGGUGGAGGGAACCGCUGUGUGCUCCUCUCUGGUCUCAGAGGCUUUAAGGAAGCCUUUGUGGAGCAGUCCGACACCUUCACCGAUCGGCCAUCUUACCCCCUGAACGACAGGCUGAGCAGAGGCUUGGGCCUGAUCUCCUCUAACGGUCACAUGUGGCGGCAGCAGAGGCGCUUUGCCCUGUCCACGCUCAAGUACUUUGGAGUGGGGAAGAAGACCCUGGAGACCGCCAUACUCCAGGAGAGCCACUUCCUGUGUGAAUCCUACCUGGCAGAGAGAGGCCUGCCCUUUAACCCUGAAGUCGUCACCAACAAUGCAGUGGCCAACAUCGUGUGCACCCUGGUGUUUGGUCAUAGGUUCAAAUACAAUGAUCACCACUUCCACCACAUGCUGAAAUGCUCAGAGGAUGUUUUUCAGCUGCCUGCUACCUUCUGGGGAUCGAUGUAUAAUCAGUUUCCGACACUGCUGCACUAUUUACCUGGGAGGCACCAAUCAGCCUUCAUCAACCUUGGUACCAUAAAGCAGUUUAUCAGAGAGGAAGUAGAGGAACACAAAGAGGACAGAAACCCGUCCAAUCCCAGAGACUACAUAGACUGUUACCUCGAAGAGAUAGAGAAGAAUCAAGAUGGGGCGGCUGGCUUCACUGAGGAGAACCUGCUGUACUGUGUGGUGGAUCUGUUUGGGGCUGGGACAGAGACGACGUCCAAAAGCCUUCGCUGGGCAAUGCUGUACAUGGCCAAGUACCCCGACAUUCAAGAGAAGGUGCAGGUGGAGAUCGAUGAGGUCAUAGGUUCGGCUCGCCAGCCCUCAAUGGACGACCGAGCCGAAAUGCCGUAUACCUACGCUGUGAUUCAUGAGAUCCAGAGGUUUGGGAACAUCGUCCCCUUCACGCCUCCCAGAGUGGCCAGUAAGGACACCACCGUGGCGGGGUAUCUAGUGCCCAAGGUAAGAGGAUGUGUCCAGGGGAGCAGCUGGCCAGGAUGGAGCUGUUUCUGUUCUUCACCUGUCUGCUCCAGAGGUUCACCUUCACACCUCCACAGGGCUGGGAGCUUGGCCUGGAGGGCCAGGUGGGCAUCAUCAGUGGACCAAAGCCCUUCAAAAUCUGUGCCCUGCCUCGAUAAGACACCUUGGGUGACUCUCUAUUGUAUUUUGUUGAUUCCUUGUGUUCUCUCUCCUUGCCUCCUUCUCAAAAUACAUUGGAGGAGAAGAUCCGAGGGGGGGAACCUCAGAUCUUUUGCUCCAAUGUGCCUUGAGAAGGAGACGAGGAUGUGAGGAAUCAAGUAAAUACGAUUUAUAUUAAUUCCUUGUGCUUUGUGUAGGACUAGGCCCUGCAUGAACUGGUUGAUGAAGGUGAUUUACAUUGUUUGUCAAACCUGUCUAAAAUAUUUUGUACUCAAACUGAGGAAAUAGGUUUAUGGUAGUAGGGUGUGGAGAGAAUUCCAGCAUAAAGCUGAUAUAUCAUGAUUUUUAUAUUGUAAGAGUGGUGUAUUAGAAUUGCAGGCAAAUUCAAAUACAAAUUCUUUAUUUAUUUAUUUUUACUGGAAAUUAGAUUUGUGGAAGACAUUGUUUACAAAAUGUGUUUCCUUUACUUAUUUACUUCCCUGAAAAACAAAACACAGCAUUUUCUUUCUCUUGAACAUACUCUGCUCCCGUAAGGUACCAGGUAAAGCCAAAGUAGCACUUCAACGAUAUAUAAUCAGAGUUCAGAAUAUAGUUCAAUGGUCAAAGGUCAAUCAAGGCAAGGUCAAGGCAAGUUGUCAUUUUUAUCUUAAGCCUACUUAUCUUAAUCAUACUUAUUUCAAAUCUUCUGCAAUACUGUAUAUUUCAAAUGAACACAUGAAUGAAAAGCAGUCUCUCCACUUCAUAAAUUAACAAUAAAAAUAAUCACAUUCAUUCAAUCAUGGAUUGUCAUUAUAUUUGCACAUGAUCACAAUCUAUAACCCAAAUAUAGCACACCUCACUGUACAUUUACAUUUACAUCAUUUAGCAGACGCUCUUACCCAGAGCGACUUACAGGAGCAAUUAGGG
This is a messenger RNA of Coregonus clupeaformis (lake whitefish), 2377 nucleotides long. Its product is annotated as cytochrome P450 2J4-like. Gene Ontology annotation, cellular component: intracellular membrane-bounded organelle; cytoplasm. The coding region runs from base 116 to 1621 and encodes 501 amino acids. The record is from RefSeq and is a predicted model, not a curated record. The transcript is spliced from 9 exons. Lineage: Eukaryota; Metazoa; Chordata; Actinopteri; Salmoniformes; Salmonidae. Gene Ontology annotation, biological process: xenobiotic metabolic process. Gene Ontology annotation, molecular function: oxidoreductase activity, acting on paired donors, with incorporation or reduction of molecular oxygen, reduced flavin or flavoprotein as one donor, and incorporation of one atom of oxygen; heme binding; iron ion binding.